Molecule: messenger RNA, 4908 nt
Organism: Pristis pectinata (smalltooth sawfish)
Lineage: Eukaryota; Metazoa; Chordata; Chondrichthyes; Rhinopristiformes; Pristidae
Product: procollagen galactosyltransferase 1-like
Exons: 12
Coding region: 70-1890 (606 amino acids)
Molecular function (GO): procollagen galactosyltransferase activity
Source: RefSeq, a predicted model, not a curated record
GGUCCGAUCUGUUGUCGGGCGGCGCAGCUGCCGCGCUCCGGACUCCCGCAGUCUCGGCCCCGCCGCACCAUGUCCUGGCGCCCGCUGCUGCUCGCCGCGCUCUCCGCCGUCCUGGCCCGGGCCCGGGGCUACUUCCCGGAGGAGCGCUGGUCCGAGGAGUCGCCGCUGCUGCCCCCGCGGGUCCUCAUCGCCCUCAUCGUCCGCAACAGCGCGCACGGUCUGCCCGCCUUCCUGGGCCGCAUCGAGGGGCUCCGGUACCCCAAGGAGAGGCUCAGUCUGUGGAUUGCCACGGACCACAAUGUGGAUAACACCACAGCAGUAUUGAGAGAAUGGCUGGUGAAUGUACAGAGAUUUUACCAUUCCGUUGAAUGGAGACCCAAGGAUGAGCCCAAAUCUUAUCCGGAUGAAACCGGGCCAAAGCAUUGGCCAGACUCUCGAUAUGAGCACGUGAUGAAGCUACGACAAGCAGCACUGAAGUCAGCCAGAGACCGAUGGGCCGAUUACAUUUUGUUUGUAGAUGCAGAUAACUUCUUGACCAACCCAGACACCCUGACUCUCCUCAUAGCAGAGAAUAAGACGGUUGUUUCUCCGAUGUUGGACUCGCGCUCUGCCUAUUCCAAUUUCUGGUGCGGAAUGACCUCGGAGGGUUAUUACAAGCGGACCCCAGCCUACCCUCCGAUACGGAAACGGGACAGGCUGGGCUGUUUCCCGGUGGUAAUGGUCCACUCCACGAUGCUGAUCGAUCUCCGCAAAGAAGCCUCCAAGAAACUGGCCUUUUACCCCCCACAUCCGGACUACACCUGGUCUUUUGAUGACAUCAUUGUCUUUGCGUUUUCAUGCAAGCAAGCAGGCGUCCAGAUGUACAUCAAUAAUAGAGAGCACUUCGGGUUCCUGCAAGUUCCUCUGAAGUCAACCAGCACCAUGCAAGAUGAGGUGGAGAGUUUUAUUCACGUCCAGCUCGAGGUUAUGGUAAAUCACUCUCCCAUGGAGCCAUCUAAAUAUAUGUCCGUGCCUCCAAAGCACCCGGAUAAAAUGGGCUUUGAUGAGGUUUUUCUGAUUAACCUGAAGCGUCGCCCAACCCGGAGAAUGCGAAUGCUUCGUUCCCUGUACGAGCAGGAGAUCGCCUGUGAAGUCGUCGACGCGGUCGAUGGAAGAGCUUUCAACAGCAGUCAGAUUAAAGCUCUUGGCAUCACAAUGUUGGCGGAUUACCAAGACCCAUAUUCAGGACGGCCCUUGACCAAAGGGGAGCUAGGCUGCUUCCUCAGUCACUACAACAUCUGGAAGGAGAUUGUUGAACGAGGAUUGCAGAAGUCAGUAGUGUUUGAAGACGAUCUACGGUUUGAAAUCUUCUUCAAACGAAGACUGAAGUAUCUGAUGAAGGAAGUGGAGAAAGUGAAACUCGACUGGGAUCUGAUUUACAUUGGUCGAAAACGAAUGCAGGUGGAUCACCCGGAGAGGGCAGUGCCUGGCGUCCGAAAUUUGGUUGAGGCCGAUUACUCCUACUGGACUUUGGGAUACGUCCUCUCACUGCAAGGAGCAAAGAAACUCAUUGAUGCCAAGCCGUUUGACAAGAUGCUACCGGUGGAUGAAUUUCUACCCGUGAUGUACAACAAGCACCCGAUAUCCAAGUACAUGGAUCACUUUGAGAAGCGCGACCUGAAGGCUUUCUCCGCAGAGCCACUGCUGGUCUACCCCACCCACUACACGGGUGACACGGGCUACGUCAGUGACACUGAGACCUCCACGGUCUGGGACAACGAGAAGCUAAAGACGGACUGGGACCGCGCCAAGUCACAGAAGACCAGGGAGCAGGUAAAGAUCCGGGAAGCAGCUCAGAACCUGGACAUGUCGCAUUCGCCAAUCGAUUCAGCCGCCAGAGAUGAGCUGUGACCAGUGGCUUAGACCCGCACUCGAAGGCCAUUCACAAAGGAGGGUGCUGGAAAUGAGCAGGGACAGGUGCUAUGUCUUGGAACGAGUUGAAAUGACCUCCAAACUAUGACUACGUGAGGUAACGCUCUUCACUGUGGUAACCAGCAUGAGUGGGGGUGCCUAUGCUGAGUUAACUGUUGAUUAAUUCGUUAUGUGCCUCAAUGUAUUAUUAAUAGAUAGCCAUACACGAUUCACCUCAAAAGGACUGAAUACCUUGCAGGGCCAAAGCAACGAAAUCAAACAAGUGAUAUCGAAUCGGUCAUCUGUUAUAUACCUCGCUCGUUACUGAGUUCUAUUGACUUUAGUUGAACAGAGUGUCAAAAGGGGUUUAUAACUGAUGUGAUGUCAGCCAGUACACAUCACUCCUACCCACUGUCUUAUCAUUCUGCUUACACUUUUAAUAUAACACAAAUAUUACAAUUUUUUUUACUGUUUGAUUUCUGUCGGUUCUAUACCUGCAGUUGUAGCUGUUUUGGUCCCUGUGGGGUUUUGUCAGCUGUGUACUAACCUAGAUGCUUGGGUGGAAGCCCCAUAACCUUCGUAAGGGCACGUCAUUGUAACCUGUCCAGAUGCUGUACCUCUGGUAAAGGGCGAGCUGGGAGAUGAGUUGAUGCCAAAAUCAGCCUCUGCUUUCUGUACCUGGUUAAGCAGUAAAUGCCAAGCAGCUCGCUGUUCCAAAACCAAGGGUGUACAAAUGUGGGAAACGAGUUACUUGCAUAAGAGGCGGAGGUGUGCACACUGCUCACAAAGGGCAUCAGUGCUGGCAGUACCUGCUCACACAGGUGAUGAAUCCAGUGGCACCUGGGCACAAUAAACAGUCGGUGUCACGAUCUUGGGUAAUGGAGCUGGGGUCAAGCUCAGCUCAGUCAAGUUGAGUGGUCGAGCAGGUCUGAGGUGCCGUGAGUUCCACACCAGGUUAGUCACACGUCAGUUCUUACGCACAGGUUGUGUGCCCCUUGUAUUCAUUAUAAACCUGCCCUGUGCUCCCAGGUGCAGAUCUUAAGUACAUUCAUUGACCACACACUGGAGAAGCGGGCGUUGGGAAUAAUUCUGAUUCUGGAUGAGAAUCUGGAACGUUUUAAAGAGAACCAGGUUGCCAAAGUCCAAAUCAAGGAGCAGAUCGGCCUCGUGCUGUUUCCCAGUGUGUUUGUUCCCUCUGCUCCAAACCUCCCAGUCCCCUUUUUGAUGUGUAUCCAAGGACCUACAAUCCCUCAAUCCAGCCACUGUUAAUUAAUUACACUGCUCUGCCUGAGCAUAUAAAGCAGCUGGGACCUGAGUCAGCUUCAGUUUCGGCUUUGAGCAAAAAGCAAACUGCUGGAGGAACUCAGCGGGUCGAGCAGCGUCCACAGAUGCCGAGUUCGUCCAGCAGGUGCUCCAGACUAUGUCAUUUGCAAUCUCUUGUGCCUCUUAAAUUUCGGCUUGACGUAUGCUGGAUCUUCAAACUCGAGUACACUUUGCAUGGGACCAGUCCAUUAUUAGCUGGUGUGUACGAUUCCAACACCAGCAGGUUAUUGAGGUGAUUCAACUAGUACGAGGAAUGAUAUUACCCUCAACUUGCUCUUUGAGCUUCCAGAGGAACAGCUGGACUGGUUUCAAAUAUCAUUGUGUGUAUUCUGACUAUUUCUUCCAAUUACUUAUGCCAAAAACUUAGCACCUUAUUGAAUUUUCUGUCUGUUCCUACUCUCUCCCUGUGCAAUCCAUUCCACACACUCACCAACCAUUGGCUGAAGUAAUUCAGUCAAAACGAUUUGUUCAGCUCUCAACUCAGUUCCCGCAUCCUCCUGUGUACACAGUUGGUUACCGUUUAACACAAAGAGCGCUGGAGGAACUCAGUGGGUCUGGCAGCAUCUGUGGUGGGAAAUGGACCGUCAAUGUUUCAGGUCGAGAUGAAGGGUCUUGACCCAAAAAGUCACCAACAGUCACCAAAAAGUCUACACCCACAGACAUUAGUUAACCAUAAACAACGGGCUGAAUCAGGAGAGUCUGGUCAUCAUUUCAGGCACAGGUGGAUGUUUUAUCCAGGCUUCAGGGCUGUUGGUUUGUUUUACCCUGUUCUGUGCCCACUAUUUGAAUCUUGACAACCCAGCAGGCUGCAGUGUGAAUGCAGAACUGUGCAGCUUGCAUGACGUAGGUAGAUAUUCGGUCCACCAAUAUCACUGGGCUGAUUUCCAUUUCAUUAGGUCUUUCAACAUCCACUUGAGUUUGUGUGUUGCACAUAUCUUUCUUCCUCUUUACAGGAUGUCACACUCGUCCUCAUUAAAUUUCACCUCCCAUUGUUUUGUCCACUUGUAUACUGUAUCUCGCCCAUUGCACCCUCAUCUCUGACUUGUUCCCUUUAGUGUCACCGUCCUUUGCAGUUCAGUUCUGUCUCUAAACUUAACUUAGUUUCUGAGCCCAAUACAUUGAUGUAAAGAAAAAGCUAACCACCCAUAAGCCAUUCCCCUCAGUAUUAACUCUCCCUCCCUGCCUUUACCCUCCAACUUUUCCUUCUCUACUGUUAUGGGGCUGUAGUUCAGCGGGGGUCAGUGCCUUCAAGAGUCUGCAGUAAUCUUUUUCUAACUAAAAUAACCAAAGUUAAAUCUGCCUUUCCCAAAGAACUCCCCUCUCUCUUUCUGUCCCUCGAUCUCUUUCUCCCCACAGCCCCCACCCCUUCCACCCUCAGAGUUUCAGGAUAAAGGAUGAGUGUUGAUACAAAAUAAAAAGGUGGUUGGGAGUUUUUUAAGUACUCGGUAUUUAAUUAUACUCAAAUGUAGAAAGACAGGAUUUAAAAAAAAGUUCUUGAAGAAUUUUAAAACUGUAUCUUAAAUGGGGAAAACUUGUGGAGUAUCACUGCCAAGUCGCUUCAGUUUGGCUGAUUUAACCCAGACAUCAUUCAUUAUCCUUGCAAUGCCUAGGAAUUUUUGAUGUUAUUUAAUAUUUCCUGUGUUAAAUCUAUGUUUACUACUUUGUAAUUUUCAAUAAAGGUUUUAUACAAAUUCA